UAUAAAUGGAGAAAAGUCAACCAGAUCAGUGGGAUUCAGAGCACUUAACAGAAAGCAUGGCCAAAAUUUACUUGAAUAAAGAGAAUGAUCUUGACGAACAAGAAGAGUCUGAAAUUAUCUCCCAUGCUAAAGACAGGAACCACAGUCUCUCAGACACAAUUUACAAGGAGAUGGAAGAGAAAUAACAUAAUGAUCAGAUCAGAAGACUUAAAGUGCAAUGAAGAUUUAUUAGUUAUAUGGGGGUUCAGAUUUCCAACAGCAAAAAUUGAGUCAAAACAAGCUAUUCACCAUGCCCUUCUUUUGAUUAACAACAUGGCUAUAAAGGGGAAUUUUAGAAUUGUGUACUUCCAUACUGGGGUAAAAGGAGCCGGAGAGAAAAUACCAUCAUUGUUAAAAAAAAUCUGAAAGAAAAUGUCUAAAGAUAUGAGAUCGAAUCUGACUUCAAUUGAUAUACUUAAUGGGAAUUUUAGCUUAAAGUUAUCCCUCUUCUUCUUUGAUAAAUUCAGUUUCACUGAUUAUAAGAUCAAUUUCAGGCAAAAUGAUUAUGAAUGGCUAGAUAUUGAGCAGAAAACAUUUAUUCUUGGGUCUCAGCCUGAAGAAAUCAAACUUUUUGAGGCUAAGAAAGACUCGGCAGAAGUCUCCUCUGUGGUUGGAGAUAAGAAAAUUAUUAGAAAAGAUGUUGUCUCUACUUCUGACUCAAAGUAUAAAGAUUUUGAUGUUACAAAUGCAAUACAAACCUAUGAUAUUCUCGGGAAACAUCUUUACGAAUUUCCAAAAUCAGAAGGAGAGAUAAUCCCAGAUGUAUUUACAACUAUCUUCAGUUAUUUUCACAGCAAUGAGGAAUUCAUGAAAGCUGAAGGAGUCUUUAGACUUGCUGGUUCAAAAGAUAAAUUGAAAGAAAUAGAGAAAGAAAUAUACCAAGGAAACUAUUUCUAUCUCACAGAGGUAGAUGACCCUCUAACUGUUGCAGUCUUAUUAAAAUAAAAUUCUAAGAGAGAUGGGAGAACCUCUUUGAACUUUUGAAUACUAUAUCCAAUUCAAAGAUAUAAAUGAUGAAACUUGUCUCUGACAAGAAGAGAAGGUAGAAAAGGCAUAUGGGCUGAUAGAACAACUUCCUGAAUUGAAUAGAGAUACUUUCAAAGAACUACUAUCCUUCCUCUAUAAUGUGUCACGAUUUGAAGAAUUUAAUAAAAUGAAGGCAAACAAUUUGGGAAUAGUAUUUGCACCAAACUUGUUUAAAGCUUAUGAAGUGACCCCUAAUGAUAUGAUUUAUGCGCAGGUACUUGUAAAGACAUUAACUCUGAUGAUUACAUAUUAUCCGCAGUACGCUUAG
This is a messenger RNA of Moneuplotes crassus, 1333 nucleotides long. The record is from the annotation of a GenBank genome assembly. NCBI's taxonomy places the organism in Eukaryota, Ciliophora, Spirotrichea, Euplotida, Euplotidae.